Molecule: messenger RNA, 425 nt
Organism: [Candida] anglica
Lineage: Eukaryota; Fungi; Ascomycota; Pichiomycetes; Serinales; Debaryomycetaceae
Source: the annotation of a GenBank genome assembly
CACAACUUUGCCCUGGAAUGGUUUACUUUAAUCCAUCAAUCGAUUUAGAACCUUUCCCAGGGAUAAGCCACAUAUAUAGAACUACACAGGAACGAUGUCGGGGAAGCCAAAGAGAACAAUGAUCCCACCGAUCAACUUGAUCUUCAAAUACUUACAGCAACAAGCACCCGUGACGAUAUGGCUCUACGAACAAACACAGCUGAGAAUACAGGGCAAGAUCCGUGGGUUUGACGAGUUUAUGAAUGUAGUAGUUGACGAUGCGGUGGAGGUUUCCACCGAGGACGGCACUCGUGAGUCCCUUGGACGGAUUCUCUUGAAGGGAGACAACAUCACGUUGAUUUCAAGUGUGGAAAUGUAAAGAGUGAGACAGAAUUAAUAAAAGAUGUAUAUUAGAUAGGAAUAGAAUAAAUACGAAUAAGGCGUAC